This is a messenger RNA of Coturnix japonica (Japanese quail), 4066 nucleotides long. The record is from RefSeq and is a predicted model, not a curated record. NCBI's taxonomy places the organism in Eukaryota, Metazoa, Chordata, Aves, Galliformes, Phasianidae.
GUUUGGCAAAUUGAAGAUGAAAAUCUGUAAACCACGCCAAGCUGAUGAAGACAGCAACUGUCUCCUCCUUCACGCCCAUGCAAACCCAGCCCACCUCCAGAAACAGAUAAAAGAGUGCAUCAACUGCCCUCGAGUCAGAGGGACUUCCUUCCCUUCUCCUUGCACGCAUCUUCUCACCGCCCAGCUCCAUUCAUCCUCCUCUUCCUCUUGAUCUUGACUCCACUUGGAAGAAGCAGCCAUGUCUCGGCAGUCUGUCUGCAGAAGCUUUGGGGGAGGGAGCAGAAGGGGCUACAGCUCUUGCUCCGCCAUCGGCGGUGGCUUUGGAGGAGGUGGUGGCAGAAGCAGGAGCAGCUACAGCUCGUUCUCUGUGUCCAGGGGAUAUGGAUAUGGAGGUGGUGGACGUUGUGGAGGCUUUGGCAGCAGGAGCCUCCAUAACAUGGGGAGCAGCGGAAGGAUUUCCAUGGGUGGAUGCUACGGCGGUGGAGGUUAUGGAGGCAGAAUGGGUGGCUUUGGUGGAGGCUACGGAGGGCUAGGAAGCUAUGGAGGAGGAAUGGGUGGAGGAAUGGGCGGCUUUGGUGGAGGAAUGGGUGGUGGUGGUGGUGGAAUGGGUGGCUUUGGUGGAGGAAUGGGUGGCUAUGGUGGAGGAAUGGGUGGUGGAGGAAUGGGUGGCUAUGGUGGCCCAAGCUUUGGCUUUGGUGGCCCUGGUAGAGGUGGCCCUGGCAUUCAGCCCGUGCAGGUCGACCCAACCCUGCUACAGCCAGUCCAUGUUGAGAUCGACCCCCAGAUCCAGCAAGUGAAAAACCAGGAGAAGGAGCAGAUCAAGACUCUUAACAAUCAGUUUGCCUCCUUCAUUGACAAGGUGCGCUUCCUGGAGCAGCAGAACAAGGUUCUGUCCACCAAGUGGGAGCUCCUGCAGCAACAAGGGCCCUCAGGACCCAGAAAGAACCUGGAUGUCAUCUUUGAGAACUACAUCCAGAACCUGAGACGGCAGCUGGACUCCAUUCUGGCACAGAGAGGACAGCUGGAAUCUGAGCUGCAGAACAUGCAGCAAUACGUUGAGGAUUACAAAAACAAGUAUGAGGAAGAGAUCAACAGGCGCACAACAGCUGAGAACGAGUUUGUGGUGCUCAAGAAGGAUGUGGACACUGCCUACAUGGCCAAGGUGGAGUUGGAAGCCAAGGUGGGAGCUCUGACAGAUCAAAUUAACUUCCUGAGGGCCAUCUAUGAGGAGGAACUGGCUCAGAUGCAGACAAUCAGCCGGGACUUGUCUGUGGUGGUGUCUAUGGACAACAACCGGCACCUGGACAUGGACAGCAUCAUCGAGGAGGUCAGACGUCAGUAUGAGCAGAUUGCCCAGAGCAGCAGAGCUGAAGCUGAGGCUUGGUACCAGAGCCAGUAUGAACAACUGCAGAGCACGGCUGGGAUGCACGGGGACAGCCUGCGCAACACCAAGAUUGAGAUCCAGGAGCUGACCAGGAAUAUCCAGCGGCUGCGUGCUGAGAUUGAGAGCGUGAAGAAGCAGAACCAGCAGGUGCAGGCAGCUAUUGCUGAGGCUGAGGAGAGAGGUGAAAUGGCUCUGAAGGAUGCCAGGGUCAAACUGGAAGAGCUGGAAAGUGCUCUGAGCAAGGACAAGGAGGAGCUGGCUCGCCUGCUGAAGGAGUACCAGGAGCUGCUGAACAUCAAGAUUGCCCUGGAUGUGGAGAUUGCCAUGUACAGGAAGCUGCUGGAGGGAGAGGAGAACAGGUUGUGCAACGAUGGAAUGUCCAACGUCAAUGUCUCUGUGGUAGGCAGGACCACCAUCUCUGGAGGCAGAGGAGGCAUGGGAGGAGGAUUUGGAGGCAGCAGCAUGGGAGGAGGAUUUGGAGGCAGCAGCAUGGGAGGAGGAUUUGGAGGCAGCGGAAUGGGAGGAGGAUUCGGAGGCAGUGGAAUGGGAGGAGGAAUGGGAUCCGGAGGUGGAUUUGGAGGAAUAGGUAGCAUUGGUGGAGGAAUGGGUGGUGGAGGAAUGGGUGGUGGAGGAAUGGGUGGCUAUGGUGGAGGAAUGGGAGGAGGAAUGGGAGGAGGAAUGGGAGGCUUUGGUGGCCCUGGCUUCCCUGGAGGCAUCCAACCAGUGCAUGUUGACUCGAGUCUCCUGCGACCGGUCCACGUUGAGAUCGAUCCUCAGAUCCAGCAAGUGAAAAACCAAGAGAAGGAGCAGAUCAAGACUCUUAACAACCAGUUUGCCUCCUUCAUUGACAAGGUGCGCUUCCUGGAGCAGCAGAACAAGGUUCUGUCCACCAAGUGGGAGUUGCUGCAGCAACAAGGGCCCGCAGGACCCAGGAAGAACCUGGAUGUCAUCUUUGAGAACUACAUCCAGAACCUGAGGAGGAGGUUGGAGUCUCUGAUGGGACAGAGGGGAGAGCUGGAAUCUGAACUGCAGAACAUGCGCCAGUAUGUGGAAGAUUACAAAACCAAGUAUGAGGAAGAGAUCAACAGGCGCACUGCUGCUGAGAAUGAGUUUGUGGUGCUGAAGAAGGAUGUUGACACUGCCUACAUGGCCAAGGUGGAUUUGGAAGCCAAGGUGGGAGCUCUGACUGAUGAAAUUACCUUCCUGAGGGCCAUCUUUGAGGAGGAACUGGCUCAGAUGCAGACAAUCAGCCGGGACUUGUCUGUGGUGGUGUCUAUGGACAACAACCGACACCUGGACAUGGACAGCAUCAUCGAGGAGGUCAGACGUCAGUAUGAGCAGAUUGCCCAGAACAGCCGUGCUGAAGCUGAGGCUUGGUACCAGAGCAGGUAUGAGGAGCUGCAGAGCACUGCUGGAAGGCACGGGGACAGCCUGCGCAACACCAAGAUUGAGAUCCAGGAACUGACCAGGAAUGUCCAGCGACUGCGUGCUGAGAUUGAGAGUGUGAAGAAGCAGAACCAGCAGCUGCAGGCAGCUAUUGCUGAGGCUGAGGAGAGAGGUGAGAUGGCCCUGAAAGAUGCUAGGAGGAAACUGGAGGAGCUGGAAUGUGCCCUGAGCAAGGACAAGGAGGAGCUGGCUCGCCUGCUGAAGGAGUACCAGGAGCUGCUGAACAUCAAGAUUGCCCUGGAUGUGGAAAUUGCCAUGUACAGGAAGUUGCUGGAGGGAGAGGAGAACAGGCUCUGUGGAGACAACCCAUCCAAUGUCAAUGUGUCUGUGGUCGGCAGAACCACCAUUGCUGGAGGCAGAGCUGGAGGCUUUGGUGCCGGCAAUGGCAUGGGAGGAGGAGUCUGCACAGUUGGAGGAGGAAGCAUCAUCGGGGGCAGCUGUGGAGUGGGAGGAGGAGUGUACAAUGGGGGCUUCUCCUCCGGGAGUGGGAGGAUGUGUGGCUCUGGAGGUGGCACCUUCAUUCCCACAGGAGCAUCCUCGGUCCGGAGAUGUGUCACCACCACAACGGUGAAAUCUUCGGGCAUGAAGUACUGAGCCCCAACCUCAGUACAGCCAAGGAAAGAAGCAUCGCCCGCCUCCAGCCUGCGGCACAUCCCCUCACUCCCAGACCCAGAAUCCUGCAAAGAAACAAAGCAUCUCGUCUCCUCCCCGGAGGCAAACAGCAGCAGAACACCACCCUCUUGGCACAGCUGUUCCUCUCCCUGCUCCACCAGUCUCCAGGGAUGAAACAUUUAUGGCCCCAAUAGGAAAUAUCUCCCUCGGGGUUACCCGUCACCAGAGAGUUCAUCCAAGAGCCCUCCCUCCCUCGUGCCAGGCUGGCUGAGCAGAAGCGUGAGCGGAUCUGCUCUUUCCUUUCCCUUCUGAGGUCUCUUUUUCAAUGGCCAUGUUCUCCUUUGCGCAUCCCGUGUGUCCUGCAUGUUGCCCACAUGCUUGUUUCAGCUGUAUGCAUGGAAGCAGAAGAAAUGUGGCAAUGCCCCAUAGUCAGGCUUAGGAGUGAGAAGCAGCUUUCCAGAGGAUUCAGCAUUUUUCAUGUUUUAUAGGUUUAUGUUGCUCUUCUCCUUCACAGCUGACAUGUGCAUGGCCCUGUUGCAAUCCUUCUGCUACUGGAAUGUUACUGCCUUGCUGCUUUCUACCAACACCCCUCCCCCUGAGUUCUUUCAUUACCAAUAAACUGCA